AUGGACGGCCCAUUCAAUGCCGCAGUCCUCAUCGUCUCAACCACGGCCGCCAAGGACCCAUCAGCCGAUGCCUCAGCAAGCGUCCUGCGAGAGGUGCUGCUGCAAGACGGAGGCGGCCGGUGGGACGUCGUCGAUGAGCGCAUCGUAUCGGACAAUGUCUUUGACAUACAGAGAAACAUUAUGCUCUGGGCGGACGGCCCCAACGCUGUCAAUCUCAUUAUCACAACCGGCGGCACCGGAUUCUCAGUGGCAGAUGUGACGCCAGAGGCUGUCGCUCCUAUGAUACAUAAAUCCGCUCCGGGCUUGAUCCACGCCAUGCUUUCUGCAUCCCUAGCAGUUACACCAUUUGCCAUGAUGUCUCGCCCCACCGCAGGAGUGAGAAAUAAGACUCUCAUUGUCACCUUGCCUGGCUCACCCAAAGGUGCAAAAGAAAACCUUCAAGCCAUCAUCAAGACGCUCCCACAUGCCUGUCUCCAAGCCGGCGGCGCAAAUUCCAGAGCUCUGCAUUCCGGUGGCGUCAAAAAGCUUGAAGCUGACGCUGGGAUUGAUCGCUCCCCAGCUCAGGCCUCAGCCUCAACACACCAACACCAUCACGGACACUCCCAUGGUCACAGCCACGGCCCUGGACACUCUCAUGGCCAUGGAAGCCUCCAGAGAUUCACUACGCCAAGCUCAGCUAACCCAUCCCACUUGUCCAAUGAUUUCAGCCAGGGUCCCACGCGCCGAUAUCGCGAGUCCCCUUAUCCCAUGCUAUCCGUGAACGACGCUCUUGCCCUAGUAUUGGAGCACUCGCCGGAACCCCACACGGAAUUGGUCAAGGUCGAUGAGCACAUUGUGGGAAUGGUGCUGGCUGACGACAUCAAGGCCAAAGAGAACGUCCCCGCCUUCCGAGCCAGUAUCGUAGAUGGGUAUGCCGUCGUUGUUCCCAAAGAUGGCAGCGUAAAGGGCGCCUUCCCCGUCACUGGCGUGUCCCACGCCGCUCCAGGAGAGAUACCGCCUUUGAAGGAGGGCGAAAUUGCUAGGAUAACGACAGGAGCUCCGCUGCCGCCGGGAGCCAACGCCGUCAUCAUGGUAGAAGACACCACCCUGAAGACCAUGACUGAGGACGGCAAGGAAGAGAAAGAAGUCGAAAUCCAAGCUGAAGGAGUCACGGAUGGCGCCAAUGUCCGUGAAAUCGGAAGUGACAUUGCACAAGGCAGCGUGAUUCUCAAAAAGGGAGAACAGAUAUCCGCAGUCGGCGGAGAAAUCGGUCUUCUCGCCGCCGUCGGCGUGGCAGAAGCCCAGGUAUAUAAGCGACCCGUCGUGGGAGUGCUCUCCACCGGCGACGAGAUUGUCGACUACCACCGGCCGGGAGGGUUGAAACUAGGUGAGGUCCGUGAUACUAAUCGCAUCACGCUUAUCUCCGCCGCCAAAGAAUGGGGAUUCCCGGUCAUCGACCUCGGGAUCGCCAGCGAUAAGCCCGGCUCUUUGGAGGAGACUCUGAGAGCUGGCCUCAGAGAAGCUGACGUGCUCAUCACAACAGGAGGCGUCUCUAUGGGAGAACUCGACCUCCUGAAACCAACUCUUGAGCGCUCUCUGGGCGGAACGAUUCACUUUGGUCGUGUGGCCAUGAAGCCUGGCAAACCAACUACUUUUGCCACCAUCCCCGUCAAAGACAACGCAGGACAGCGCAUCUCCAAGGCCGUCUUCUCCCUCCCCGGCAAUCCCGCCUCCGCACUGGUCACAUUCCACCUCUUCGUCCUCCCGUCUCUGCAUAAGCAGUCUGGCGUCUCGCCCGUUGGCCUGCCCAAGGUGCCAGUAACGCUGGCACACGAAUUUCAUGUCGAUGCCCGGCCAGAAUUCCACCGUGUUGUCGUGACCAUUGGUCAGGAUGGUCUUUUGACGGCGAGCAGCACUGGGGGACAGCGCAGCUCCAAAGUAGGUAGCUUAAGGUCGGCCAAUGCGCUGCUCUGUUUGCCCGGCGGAGGUGGGAAGCUGGAGAAGGGCUCAAAGGUUAAUGCUUUGUUGAUGAACUCUGUGCGUGGUGGAUGA
Trichoderma gamsii is the source of this 2031-nucleotide messenger RNA. Its product is annotated as gephyrin. Gene Ontology annotation, cellular component: cytoplasm; cytosol. Gene Ontology annotation, molecular function: molybdopterin molybdotransferase activity. The record is from RefSeq and is a predicted model, not a curated record. Gene Ontology annotation, biological process: Mo-molybdopterin cofactor biosynthetic process; molybdenum incorporation into molybdenum-molybdopterin complex. The coding region runs from base 1 to 2031 and encodes 676 amino acids. The transcript has 3 exons. NCBI's taxonomy places the organism in Eukaryota, Fungi, Ascomycota, Sordariomycetes, Hypocreales, Hypocreaceae.